GGCGAUCGCCGAGGCCAAAGUCUAACAAACACAUAAUUACUUCAAGUACUCGUCGAACUUGUCCAUGUUGCUCUUCCCGACGGGCGUCUCCGGCGCGACGGACUCGUCGUCGAUGCUGUUGGCGAUCUCCUGGCGGAUUUCGUCCGUGAUCGACUCCGCCCGCGACCGCGGCCGCGAGCCCUCGGACGGCGCGCGCGACGCCGGCCGCGACCCCUCGGACCGGAGCGAGGGCGCGCGCGACCCCGGCCGCGAGCCCUCCUCGCCCUCGGACACGUCGGAGAUCGGCGACUGCGGGUCGGAGCCGUCGCUCCGGCCGCCCUCGGAGAUGGGCGACAUGAGGCCGUCGUCCUUGGCCUCCUCGGCGCCCCCCUGCGAGCCGCGCGAGCCCAUGGCCCGGCGCCGCGCCUCGACGGCCUGGAGCUUCUCGCGCUCCGUCUUGCCGUCGCCCAUCAUCGCGAGCUUCUUCAUGGCCACCUCGAUGUUGAGCUGCGGGAUGAAGAAGGUCUGGUCUUCCGACCGCUUGACGAUGCACUUGUCUUCCAGCUUUUGCGUCCGGUGGCAGGCCAGGUCCGCGGCGGCCUCGUUCACGCGCCGCUCGACGCAGCAGUCGCGCAUCGGCCGGUGGAAGUCGGACGUCGACGCCUUCGCGAGGAACUUGAUCUUGUUCCUUAAUUUAUCCCGGUCCUCGUCGGUGAUCGUGCCGUCCGUCAGCACGAACUUCUCGAAGUACGCCUGGAGGUCGUCGCGGUCCCAUUCAUCAAUAUCCUGCACCUUCCACAGGUGCUCGGGCACGGCCCAGUUCCCCACGCUCACGGGGCGCUUGUCCCGCCAGUGCACGCUCUUCACGACCUUGACCUUCUUCCUGAUCUUCCGCCCCUUCCCGAAGACGGCCUUGGCCGCGCGGUGGAGCUUGCGCUCCGUCCGCGCGUCGAGCUCAUCCGGCUCCUCGCCGGGCGCGGGCGCCGGUGCGUCCGCGGCGGGCUUAUCCUCGACGGCGCCCUCGGGCGGCGGCGCCUCUUUUGCCUCAGGCUCUGCUGCCUUGGCCCCAUCGGCCUUGCUCUCCUCCGCCUUCGUCUCGGGCGGGGCAGCCGCGUCGGCCAUCGCUGCGUCGAUGGCGUCGCGUCGACGCCUCCCACGGGCUUGGACCGGGUUCCCACUGCCAGCCGGGGCCGCUUUUUGUGUGCAUGGACCGAGCCACUGAGCCAGACCCGCACGUUAAGGGGAGUGCCGCGGCCGCGUCUGAUCCGUCC
Pelagomonas calceolata is the source of this 1250-nucleotide messenger RNA. Lineage: Eukaryota; Pelagophyceae; Pelagomonadales; Pelagomonadaceae. The record is from the annotation of a GenBank genome assembly.